GUAAAUCUUUUUCGGAUGUCAACUAAAGCAGGCACACUGCUCAAAAAUCUUAUUCUUGAAUCCUUUCCAAACUCAAAGCAAGUGAGGUUACUUAAAUUCUGCGAAACACGUUGGGUGGAGCAUUUAGAAUCUAUUUCUUUAUUUAACGAUUUAUUCCCAUUGAUCUGUACUGCGUUGGAAGAGCUUGAUAUUGAAAAUUUAAGAAGUGAUUUAUCAAAGCCACAUGCUUUGUUGACUGCAAUCCAAUCACCUCAAUUUGUGAUUGCUAUGGCGAUACUAAAGCCAAUUUUUGCAUUAUCAAAACACAUAAGCCUAUGUUUGCAGCAAAUAGAUUGUGAUUUGAGCAGCUGCGUUGCUUAUGCAAAUAAUUUGUAUGCUGAAAUUAGUGAAAUGCGUAAGGAUUCUGAACAAUCGUUUAAACUAAUUUUUGAAUCAGUUAAAACAAUAGCCGCAGAAUUAGAUUUAGAAAUCAAAAUUCCGCGUUUGGCGAAACGGCAAACUAAUCGCGACAAUUAUGAAGGCGAACCGGAAGAAUAUUACCGCAGAUCAAUUUACAUACCGUUUUUAGAUCAUUUUUUGGACCAAAUCAAUGAACGAUUUUUAAAACAUCGAGAGCUGCUUUCCAAAAUUGAAAACAUUUUGCCAAAUAAAUGCGUAAAUCUGGACGUUAUUGAGAUGCAGGAGACUGUUCGUGUUUUAGAAAAGCAAUGGUCCGCUGAUGUAGAAGAUCCCGAUGAUUUCGUUGCUGAAUUUAGAAUGUGGAAAAGGAACUGGUUAAAUCAAUCAAAGAGAUCCAAAACAUUUUUAGAAUUUCAGUUGCUACAUUGUUUCGGUUAUUACGAGUUGUGUGUGAAGCUAACAUAA
Molecule: messenger RNA, 864 nt
Organism: Bactrocera neohumeralis
Lineage: Eukaryota; Metazoa; Arthropoda; Insecta; Diptera; Tephritidae
Product: 52 kDa repressor of the inhibitor of the protein kinase-like
Exons: 3
Coding region: 16-864 (282 amino acids)
Source: RefSeq, a predicted model, not a curated record